AGAUUUCAAAACCAGAAUGAAUAGCAAAAUGGCUGACACUACUGGCGACCAAGGAUUCCUUUCCAAUAUUGGGAAUAAACUUCAAGAUAUGGCUGGAGCUGCUGCCGAAAAGCUUUCUACAACGACGAACGGUGGAAGGGACCUUAUGCAGCCCUCAAUGAAUGACACCCAGCCAAUCCAGCAGUCCGAUCAAUCAUUCCAUAGCGAAUACAAAACCAAUGAUGGUCAGAAAACUGGAAAAGCAGCUUGUGUCGCUGCACAGAAUAACCCUACUCCAGGAAAAUGUUGCCCAGAACACAAUCAAGAUGAAGCGAAGGACUAUGGUAAACGAGUCUUUAUGUGAAAUGCGUCAGCAAAUGCGUAAGACGUUGGGAUGAUCGCAAGCUCGCGAUUUAUGUAUAUCGUGUG
This is a messenger RNA of Cylicocyclus nassatus, 408 nucleotides long. NCBI's taxonomy places the organism in Eukaryota, Metazoa, Nematoda, Chromadorea, Rhabditida, Strongylidae. The record is from the annotation of a GenBank genome assembly.